Sceloporus undulatus (fence lizard) is the source of this 595-nucleotide messenger RNA. Its product is annotated as mitochondrial inner membrane protein OXA1L-like. The annotation marks the transcript as partial. Lineage: Eukaryota; Metazoa; Chordata; Lepidosauria; Squamata; Phrynosomatidae. The transcript has 3 exons. The record is from RefSeq and is a predicted model, not a curated record.
UCUCGUAUGCGCAUGCCCCGAGUUUGCGGCACGUGAUGUGAUCAAGACGGGACGAUGGCGGCUCCUGCAGCAGCUGCCCGGCGAGCAUGGAGCCAGACGGGGGUCUCAAGGCUGGGGCCCUUUAUUGGGAGCCUCCACAGAGAGAUCCACAAAACAUCUCUCCCGGCUGCCUGGCUAAGAGUUAAAGCUCCCUUUUCCCCUCAUCCGCAUCCUCUGAAUGGCUGCCACACUCUCCUGCUGAGGCCAUCAAUCCGGUGUCAAAGCACAGCGGCUGUUGCUGGUGCCCAGGUCGUUCAGCCUGUUGUAUCCCCACCUAUAGAAACCUCUCUGGCCGCUGGAGAUCUUGGCCAAGCUGUUCAGGAGCUAAGCUUAGCUGAGCUGGGCUUGGGCUCCCACACCCCGGUAGGCCUGAUCCAGAACUUUUUGGAGAGCCUCCAUGUGGACGUGGGGCUCCCUUGGUGGGGAGCCAUUGUAGCAGGUGAGGAGAAUCGGAUGCAGCUUUUCCCUGGCAGAGAGGGCAUUGUGGAUAAUCUGGCAGGGCCAUUAACUCCAUGGUGUUUAUGGCCUUGGUACUGUGGCAGAGAACCAGUGUGGC